AAUCUCGCAGAACAUAACAGCUGACUAUCAGAAUUGCUUUACGCUUGACAAUUGAAGUAAAUUCAUAUGACUUUAAAGUGAGAAAUUUGGAGAAAUGUUAUUUUUUUUCGGAAUUCGCGAGAAAUUGAGUUUGGGGUUCCGAUCAAAUCAUAUUGAAUUCGAAGUUUUUACUACCGACCCGAAGAUAUCCUAAUCACAUCCGGUCACUAAUACAACUACAAUACAUAAACAAUUAGUUUCAGGCGAAUAAAUAUAGUCGCGGUUGUAACCACCUUGGACAAAAAGUGUAACAUUGUUUUUGAUUCUAUGUUGAUCAAUCGAACAUAUCUAAAAUUCGAAUAAUGUUUUAAAAAAUAUCGUAUUUAAACGGAAUCUUAUCUCUUAAUUCACAGUAGAAUAAAAUGACCAGUGUUUCGAAUGAUUCUGAUAGUGAAGAUGAAUUACCACCUGGGUGGGAAGAAAGAGCUACUUUUGAUGGAAAAGUUUAUUAUAUUAACCAUUUUAAAAAGAGCACUCAAUGGACACAUCCUCGUACAAGCAGUAAAAAAAUCGUAGCUGGAGAACUACCCUCUGGUUGGGAAAGGUGUACUUCAAAUGAUGGGAAAAUGAUAUUUAUUGAUCAUUUAAAUCACACAACAACGUAUACCGAUCCUCGAUUGGCUUUCGCUGUUGAGUACAGAGAUCCAUCACAGUCAGUCCGACAACGCUUUGAUGCUAGUAGCUCAGCUCUAGCGGUUUUACAUGGUAGAGACCUCAAAGGGAAAGUUGCUCUCGUAACUGGAUCUAAUACAGGCAUAGGAUUUGAAACUGCGAAGUCCUUAGCUUUUCAUGGUUGCACUGUUGUAAUGGCUUGCCGAAGUACAAAAAAAGCUGCUGAAGCUAUUCAAAGAAUAAAAAGUGAGCAAGAAUAUGCAUCUUGUGAAGCUCUUUCUUUGGAUUUAUCAUCGCUACGUAGUGUUAAAAAUGCAGUCAAAGAAUUUAAGAAGAAAUAUCGAUUACUGAAUAUAUUAGUACUGAAUGCAGGUGUAUUUGCACUUCCCUAUUCUCUAACAGAAGACGGUUAUGAAACAACAUUCCAAGUAAAUUAUUUAUCGCAAUAUUAUUUAACACUUCUGUUAGAACAUCAUUUAAAAAAUACUUCUGAUUCUCGAAUAGUAGUGGUCGCUAGUGAAUCUCACAGAUUUUCUUCAAUACAAGUAAUUGAAGAUAUUCAUCAAUCAAUAUUAUCCCCUCCAGUCUUCAAAUAUUGGUCCGUGGACGCGUACAGUAAUUCAAAACUUUGUAAUAUUUUAUUUGCUCAAGAAUUAGCUAAACGAUGGCCAUCAGUCAGUGUGUUUAGCUGUCAUCCAGGAAAUAUGGUGUCUUCAUAUCUAUCCCGGUACUCUUGGUUUUACAAAUUUCUCUUCACUAUAGUACGACCAUUUACAAAAUCACUGCAACAAGCAGCAAGUACGAUAGUUUUUUGUGCAACAGCUCCUGAAUUAGAAGGAUUGUCGGGCAUUUACUUUAAUAACUGUUUUCGUUGUGAAACAUCUAAUAUUUCUAUGGACCAGAGUUUAGCUUCUAGACUAUGGUAUGUUAGUCAAGAUAUGAUUAUGAACAUUGUCCAACGUAAAAAUUUCUGUACUUUUUAAUUGUAAAAUAUUAAACUUAUAAAGGUUU
Messenger RNA from Microplitis mediator, 1662 nucleotides. RefSeq names its product WW domain-containing oxidoreductase (gene Wwox). Bases 402 to 1634 code for a protein of 410 amino acids. Gene Ontology annotation, molecular function: protein binding. The record is from RefSeq and is a predicted model, not a curated record. The transcript is spliced from 6 exons. Lineage: Eukaryota; Metazoa; Arthropoda; Insecta; Hymenoptera; Braconidae.